Molecule: messenger RNA, 2361 nt
Organism: Penicillium brasilianum
Lineage: Eukaryota; Fungi; Ascomycota; Eurotiomycetes; Eurotiales; Aspergillaceae
Source: the annotation of a GenBank genome assembly
AUGUCAUUUGAAAUCGGAUCAGCGACCUCCGACGGGUACGUGGAGUUUACUAAUACAAGCCGCCCUGUAGCCUCCACCCCGACUCCUCGACGGGUCAUUGCAUGUGCGAGAUGUCGUCAGCGGAAAGUACGAUGCGAUGGAUCGCUUCCGGCAUGUGCAAAUUGUUCCAAAGUGGGAGUUGAGUGCUUCCAGGGCGGAACCUCAUCGAAGGUCUCACGCGCUCGCCUCCAUUAUCUUGAAAAUCGAAUACGCGAGCUUGAAUCUCGCAGUGCAACUUCUCAGUCUCUCUCUGAUGCAGUCCCAAGUGAGGAUGAGCUCAUCGAUACACCGAGAAGCCCACCAACAUUAUUCAACGGAGGAGACCACUUGACCAAUACAGCCACCGAUACUCGAACUGGCCAACAUACACUCUACCAUGGACAAGAUGAUUCAACCACUAUAUCUUCCAAUGCACCUGCUAGUGGGCCUGUCAUCGAGCCUGCAAAUGAAACUGUCAACGAGCCCGCCAAUACUUUAACUGACCAGCCGGCAAUCUUCCAUGGGCAGAAUGAUUCAAUCCCUAUAUCUUCCAAUGCUCGACCUCCACCGGUCUAUGAAGUAGGGGUAGUUCCAAACCAUCAGCACGUAAUUCAUACAGCAUCUCCGAUGACACAAUCAUCCGCUGUGUCUGCACCGACUAGUAUCACCCGGGAUCAACCUUUGGCGCAUGAAGUUGGCCUGCUAUCCCUGGCCAACUACAGUGACCCAAAGUACCUUGGCCCCUCAUCCGGUGUACCCUUUGCGCGUUUGAUCUAUGAGAGCGCUCCUCAGUCUCAAGGGCUGUCUCUCAGAGACUGGUACCAAGCCUCUGGCUUGGGAGAUUCAGAAAAGGGAGGACCGAGAAAUGUGCAGCCCGCCGCUCUUCCGCUGCCGGCCGAAUGUCAUCAAUAUGCGGAGGCCUACUUUGAAGUUGCUGUAUUUUUACCUUUCAUGAUGCAGGACGAGGUGUUUGAUCUCUUGGAUGAUGUCCAACGAUUUCAAGAAACGGGAGUUUGGAAGCCAGCCCUUCCCAUUGUGCUGGGUUUUGGGCAGGUCUUUCUGCUGUUGUCUCUUGGCGCUCGCUCACUUGAGACAAAAUUAAAGAGUGACUUUAAUUCAAGUGGACUGCUGGCCGCCGGGAUGCGAUAUGCCACCCAAGUCCAACUUCACGAUAGCACAGAAGGGAUUCAAGUUCUUCUUCUAAUGGUUUUGAACAGCUUUUACAACCCAGAGGGUUUGAAUGCCUGGUAUUUUCUGCACACAAUUAUUGCCAGUUGCUUGGAUCUUGGUCUCCAGCGGUCGAAUAAUAAUAAACAGGACCUCGAAUCAACAAAGCAGCGCAGCCAACGGCACAAACGGAGCGCAAUAUUCUGGUCUGCAUAUUCGCUAGAUCGGAUUUUGACAACGAUCCUCGGGAGGCCACUUACACUACGAGAUGAAGCCAUCGAUGUUGAGUUUCCUGGAAUCAACAAGACAAAUGAGGUGGAUUGGGGUGCUCUCCAAUGGAGCCACGAGGGUGCUAAUGUGGCAGAGCCAUUUGUUCCUUGCAUAUAUGCCUUGCGCUUUGACCGAAUCGUUGCCGAAGUUAAACUCAUGAUAUAUCGCGUAUCACGGGCACCACAACGGUUCCCUUGGCCAAGCGAUCUCACAAACUGGCAACAAGACGUCGAAGAUUCAUGCCAUGUACUCAUCCAAGAGGUGGAGAGUCGCCAAAGAAGCCUGCGGAUGCUAAACUCACCAUAUCUUUCUUUCGUUGUGGUCCAAAAGCUUCAAGUCAAGUACCAUUCAUGUCUCAUGCUGCUUUAUCGACCAAGCCCUCAGAUCCCUCGACCUUCCCAGGAUGCCCUACGGAAAUGCUUUGAUAGCGCCAUGGAGAUCAUUCGUAUUUAUGCAGAUCUGCACCGGUUCAAAAGCAUGGAUUGCACUUGGAUUGCUGCUCAUUCACUCUUUAUUGCAGCAAUUACCAUACUCUAUUGCCUCUGGACAAAUCCAGUUGUGAUGGUGUCGGUUCUUCGUGAAACAUGCUUCGACCGAGUUAAAAAAGCUCAGAAUUUACUCGAAUAUCUCAGUGACACAUGGUCUGUGGCAUAUAAUGCGUGCGAAAAGCUUGGUCGUCUUAUUCCUGCCGCAAUAGAUGGCUUUGACAGUCUUUAUGGGAUUUCUGAGACCCAACCCGAAUUGCAGCAUGCCCCUGGACCUCGGAUUCGACCAGAGGAACUUCAAGAUGACAAUUUUAUCAAUAGUUGGUCUCAACAUGGUGUCAAUACCUUGGUGGAUGAACUGGGCAUGAUGCGUGAAUUCUUUGACCUUGAUUGGCUUGAUGAUGCUGCUCUCUCCCAGUAA